AUGAAAAUUGCACCAAUGGGUUGCAGGGUUGGUGGGUGCAAAGAGCUAGCAAGGGUGGAUAUGGUUGGGGGAGGCACAAAUGGUUGGAUGAUUAGAUGGAUGCAAAAGGGCAACACAGAGGGGUUGAUGUAUAAUCUUUGUGUUACCGAGGAGCAACAGCUUAAUGACAGACUUGGAGUAGUAAAGAGAGGAGAGCGAGUUCGUGGCCUAGUAGUUCUGUUUUCUGAGGACUCAUAG
Prunus armeniaca (apricot) is the source of this 237-nucleotide messenger RNA. Lineage: Eukaryota; Viridiplantae; Streptophyta; Magnoliopsida; Rosales; Rosaceae. The record is from the annotation of a GenBank genome assembly.